AUGAAGGUGUCUCUCCUUGCUUCAGUGGCGGCGCUCUGCGCUGGCCAGGCCUCGGCCCAAUUUGCCCAGGCCGCCAUGAUGCGCUUCCAAUGUUCCCAACUCGUCAUCGAGCGCCUCGACCCCCUAGUCAACCCCGGCGAACUACAAUCUCCGCAUCUCCAUCAGAUCGUAGGCGGCAACUCAUUCACCGCCAGUAUGACCCCCGGCGAGUAUGACCCUGCGGAAAGGUCGACAUGCACGACAUGCUCCUUCUCGGAAGACUUUAGCAACUACUGGACCGCAAACAUCUACUUCCGUGCGAAGAAUGGCACGUACAAGAGGGUUCCGCAGAUGGUCAAUCUUGGGCUCAAAGGAGCUGGCGGCGUCACGGUGUACUAUAUUCCACCCUAUGACGGCAAGACCACCGUUACGGCCUUCAAGCCGGGCUUCCGCAUGCUGGUGGGAGAAGCUGGCCGGCGGACUCAGAAGGGCAUGGCUAAACAGAUUUGCCACCGCUGCGAGCAUAACAUUGAGCAGACUCCGUUUGGCGGCGCCCCUUGCACGGGCGAUGACACAGCGUCUUUCCCCGCGAAGCCUUGCCCCGGCGGUAUCCGGACCACCAUCACAUUCCCAACGUAA
This is a messenger RNA of Chaetomium globosum CBS 148.51, 618 nucleotides long. RefSeq lists its product as uncharacterized. The transcript has 2 exons. The record is from RefSeq and is a predicted model, not a curated record. Bases 1 to 618 code for a protein of 205 amino acids. Lineage: Eukaryota; Fungi; Ascomycota; Sordariomycetes; Sordariales; Chaetomiaceae.